AUGACGUCAAAACACUAUUACGUUGAAGCAAAAGAGAACUUUAUUCAGACAGUUGUGAACGCUUUCAAGUGUUCUCACUUUCUUGAUUUCAAAUAUCAGGGUGGACCUAAGAACAAGACCCCAUGGAUAGAAUAUAACGGCAUAGCUAUGGGAGAUUCCCAGUUGAUAAUUGAGUACUUUAACAAGAAAUUCGACAUCGACAUGAACAGUCACCUCAAGUAUACUUACUGGUAUGUAUAUAAACAGGAACGUGCUACUGCCUGGGCCAUACAAAAAUGGCUGGAAGAGUAUACUUACUGGUAUGUAUAUAAACAGGAACGUGCUACUGCCUGGGCCAUACAAAAAUGGCUGGAAGAGUAUACUUACUGGUAUGUAUAUAAACAGGAACGGGCUACUGCCUGGGCCAUACAAAAAUGGCUGGAAGAGUAUACUUACUGGUAUGUAUAUAAACAGGAACGGGCUACUGCCUGGGCCAUACAAAAAUGGCUGGAAGAGUAUACUUACUGGUAUGUAUAUAAACAGGAACGGGCUACUGCCUGGGCCAUACAAAAAUGGCUGGAAGAGUAUACUUACUGGUAUGUAUAUAAACAGGAACGUGCUACUGCCUGGGCCAUAGAAAAAUGGCUGGAAGAGUAUACUUACUGGUAUGUAUAUAAACAGGAACGUGCUACUGCCUGGGCCAUAGAAAAAUGGCUGGAAGAGUAUACUUACUGGUAUGUAUAUAAACAGGAACGUGCUACUGCCUGGGCCAUACAAAAAUGGCUGGAAGAGUAUACUUACUGGUUGAACGUCCAUACCCGGUGGUAUAUUUUCUGGGACGAUAUGUUCACAAAGAUUUUGAAUGUUCCAAGAUUUGUUACCGCAAUCUCUAAGGUAGUCAGACGGCCAAAAAUGUAUAAGGAUUUGUAUACAGUUGGAGUUGCUCGUCAUAGCGACGAGGAAAUUCACGAGAUGAUGAUAAAAGACGUAAAACACUUCUCAGAAAUUUUAGGAGAUAAGAAGUAUAUUAUGGGAGAUAAGAUAACGGAAACAGAUUGUGCAGCGUUCGGCGUUCUCUCACAGAUCCGGUGGUGUACGCCAGAGUCAUGCCCAGGACAUCAACUCCUUACAAGUGGUGAAUUAAAAAAUGUAACGGAUUACCUGGACAGAAUCAAGGAUACUUACUGGCUGGACUGGGAGGAAAUAUUGGCCGCCGUGAAAAAGUAACGGCAUAAAUUGUAACGUAAUUUGUGACGUUAGGAACGAUGUAAAUUGUGUUUUUUUGCACACAUCAGUAUAUUUGGCACCAUAACUCAACCACACGUUAUUGACAUGGUGAUCCUUUUUACCAUAUCAACUGACAUAUAUAAUUAGAGGCACACACAGAUGUAAAUCUUUCGUGGAUUACGAAAUUUUACUGUUCAAUGUUCUAUGCAUAGAUCUACUAUUGUGCCAUAAUUUCAAUUUGUACAAAUGCAUAAUUUCAUUCUCAUGUUAGAUGCUUAUUAGUAUGCGAGAUGUACAUGUAAUGAAUAAAUCGAACUAUUAAAA
Messenger RNA from Mercenaria mercenaria, 1530 nucleotides. RefSeq lists its product as uncharacterized. Bases 1 to 1206 code for a protein of 401 amino acids. The record is from RefSeq and is a predicted model, not a curated record. The transcript is spliced from 7 exons. Lineage: Eukaryota; Metazoa; Mollusca; Bivalvia; Venerida; Veneridae. Gene Ontology annotation, cellular component: cytoplasm.